CAGAAGCCGGAUUGAUACCGAAAAUGGCAGUCACCUGGAUGAGUGAAAGCGUUCCAAAUUGUCUUCUCAAAAGUGCACAUGAAGGAAAGCUUGUCAAGUUCACUGUCACCAAGGAUUUUCCUACAAUUGGUCCGCGUUUGAAAACAAGCUGUUCGAUUUUCUCCAUCUGCAUUGGUCGAUUCUUCAAGAAACUCCGAACGGAUUAUCCGGACCAAUAUGUUGACCUGCACUUUCACACAUACGAAGCUCCUUUUGUAAAAAUGCAAGAUGAUGAUGUAAAAAUCAAUGUCACUUUUGCUGUGGACUUCUACAUCAAUCCGAUGAAGCAACACCUCAAGCCUCUGGCUAGACUAAUACUUUCGUCAUCAUCCACAGUAAUCCCAGAAAUUAUUCGAAACAAAUUCUCUGGCAAUUUGACUGAAACUACUGACGAUAUUCGAGAAGAUUUUUCUGACAUUGGUGAAAUUCCUGAAACGUUUUUGAACCUUUUCAAGAAGUUAUUCACAAUGACAAGUCGAGUCAUCGUCGAGUCCAUAUUGCAUAAAGGAGUUCCAAUUCCAGUAUUUGACAAUGUAACGAUAUCAGGAUCAUCCGAGAUUCGUGUCUUCAACAAGUAUAUCCGUUUAAAUGCUGAUUUUGAGUACGAAUAA
This is a messenger RNA of Cylicocyclus nassatus, 650 nucleotides long. NCBI's taxonomy places the organism in Eukaryota, Metazoa, Nematoda, Chromadorea, Rhabditida, Strongylidae. The record is from the annotation of a GenBank genome assembly.